UAACAUUAUAAAACACAUGUUUGUUCUUUACCAUAGAUGGAAAACAAAUUGGGGCUUAAUUGUGCCUUUAAAGCAGUCUAACAUAUCAAAUUAAAAAGCAUAAGGAAGUAAUACAUGCCUUGAAUCUUUCUUAUGGCAUAUUUCGUAACUAGGCUUUUAUCUGUAAGAUUAUUUAUUUUGUGAAAAUUAAAUAACAGUUUUAACUGUCACAUCAAAACGGAAGCGUUAUGUCUGUACGUCCAUUGAUUGUAAAUUAGCGAAGGUGAUAUUCAAAUCUUAAGUUCCAUGAAAAUGGAUCAGGAUGCUAUUGAUUCUGAUAUUACUGAACCCAGUUUAUGGAAGGAUACUCUUGCAUAUGAAAACACCGCAAUCGUCUCCAAAAGACAAACCGGAUCCAGGGCACAAACUGUUGACGAUUCGCCUUAUGAAACACUUAAAUUAGAAGAUUUAAAUAAACCUAAAGUUGAAACCAGAAUUCAGGAAAAUAACUUGAAGCGACUCAAAUGUGUGAUAUAUAUCAUGACAGGGCUGAUAAUUGUUCUGUACAUUACAUUAAUCUCUUUGAUUAUAAUUCUAUUUGUGCCGAAGCAUUCAGUUGAUGGUCAUUGGACAGAUUGGUCAAGUUGGACAUCUUGUGACGUAACAUGUGGUAACGGAACGCACAUACGGACAAGAACAUGUACAAAUCCAAUGCCUUCGAGUAAGGGAAGUUACUGUUUUGGAGAAAGUGUUCAGAGCAGUGAAUGCUUAAAAGACAACUGUCCAGUCGAUGGUCGAUGGGCACAUUGGUCAAACUGGUCUUCAUGUGACGUAACAUGUGGUAAAGGACGGCAACUACGAAUAAGAACAUGUACGAAUCCAAUGCCCGAGAAUAAAGGAAGAGAUUGUAUUGGGGAAACUUUACAGAGUAGUAAAUGCUCAAGAGGAAACUGUUCAACAUUCAUGUCUGCAUUCUCGGUGAAAUUUCCAAAAACCUACAGUAAUAUCAAUGGAAUUUACAAACUGACCUUUUACAGUACAAUUUACCAAUAUGGUAAUGAUUUUAAUAUCUCAACAGGAACGUACACCUGUAGCAAACCUGGUGUUUACCAUUUUUCUGCAACAUUGGUGAAGAAGCGGUCAGUAUCAAUGGUUGAUCUUGUUUAUUGUCAUCUUUACAAGAAUAAUCAAUCUCUAAUCUAUGUAAAAACUGAUCCAACUGAUGAUGACACAGACAAAGGAAAUGCUGCUGUAUCCCAGUCUAUCGUGAUUAAUCUUAACGUUGGGGACACUGUGUACCUAACUAGAUGCAGCAAUGCAAGCACAAGUAUGGAGAAGUGGUCGUCGUUUACUGGAUUUCUUCUAUAUGACAAUAUUGAAUUCAUAAUUUUAAAUAAAAAAUACAAAAUGGAAUUGAGUGAUAUUGAAAUGGACAAAAGUAGAUCAAAUGAUGAAAUUGUAUAUGAGAACUUAAAGAUUUCGACCGAAAGUUGUUCUACCGAACCACAGUCAAAGAAAAUUGAAGAGGAACCUUAUGAGACAUUGAAAUAUGGUGACUUUGAUAAAAGAAAAGUUGAAAGUGGAGAUGACGACACUGUAAAGCGACUGAAAUAUGUGAUUUAUGUAUUGAUAGUGUUGAUAAGUGUUCUUUACAUCACUCUUAUCACGUUGGUCAUUGUACUGUUCGUUCCGAAGGAACCAGUCGACGGUCGUUGGGCACAAUGGUCAAGCUGGACCUCGUGUGACGUAACGUGUGGUAACGGAACACAACUACGAACAAGAACAUGUACUAAUCCAAUGCCUGCGAAUAAGGGAAGUGACUGUAAUGGAGAAAGUUUGCAGAGUAGUGAAUGCUCAAAAGACAAUUGUCCAGUCGAUGGUCAAUGGACACUCUGGUCAACCUGGACUUCUUGUGACGUCACUUGUGGACAUGGAACUCAUCUACGUUCGAGGACAUGCACAAAUCCAGUUCCGACUAAUUAUGGACUCGAUUGUACUGGAGAGAGUUUACAAAGUGCUGAAUGCUCAAAAGGAAGCUGUCAAGUCGACGGUCAAUGGGCUGAAUGGUCAAUAUGGAGCUCGUGUGACGUAACGUGUGGUAAUGGAACUCAUCGUCGUACAAGAACAUGUACAAAUGCAGUGCUUACGGAUAAGGGAGUUGAUUGUACUGGAGAAAGUUUGCAGAUUAGUGACUGCUCUAAAAGCAUCUGCCCAGUCGAUGGUCAAUGGGCAUAUUGGUCAAGCUGGACCUCUUGUGAUGUCACAUGUGGACAAGGAUCUCGUCUACGUUCUAGAACGUGUACAAAUCCAGUUCCAGCGAAUAACGGACUCGCUUGUACUGGGAAUAAUUCACAAACUGCUGAAUGCUCGAAAGUGAACUGUCCAGUCGACGGUCGUUGGGCUCAAUAGUCAAGCUGGACCUCGUGUGACGUAACAUGUGGCAAUGGCAAACAUUACCGAUUGCGAACAUGUACGAAUCCAGUGCCUAUGAAUAAUGGAGAUGAUUGUAUUGGAGAAAGUUUGCAGAGCGGUGAAUGCUCAAAAGACAACUGUCCAGUCAAUGGUCAAUGGGCACAUUGGUCAAACUGGACUUCAUGUGACGUCACGUGUGGAAAAGGAACUCAUCAACGUUCUAGAACAUGUACAAGUCCAGUUCCAGCGAAUAGUGGGCUCAGUUGUACAGGAGAGAAUACACAAAAUUCCGGAAACAAACAAACUGCUGAAUGCUCAAGAGACGGCUGCCCAGUCGACGGUAGUUGGGCUCAAUGGUCAAGCUGGACCUCAUGUGACGUAACAUGUGGUAAUGGAAAACAACUACGGUUAAGAACAUGUACAAAUCCAGUGCCUAUGAAUAAUGGAAAUGACUGUAUUGGAGACAGUUUACAGAGCAGUGAAUGCUCAAAAGACAACUGUCCAGUCGAUGGUCAAUGGGCACAUUGGUCAAACUGGACUUCAUGUGACGUCACGUGUGGAAAAGGAACUCAUCAACGUUCGAGAACAUGUACAAAUCCAGUUCCAGCGCAUAAUGGACUCAUUUGUACAGGAGAGAAUACAGAAACUGCUGAAUGCUCAGAAGACAGCUGUCCAGGUCGUAAUAUGAUUCAAUAUAGAUUCAAUAUAGAUAUAAUUAUAUGGAAAAUGAAAGAAAAAACG
Ruditapes philippinarum (Manila clam) is the source of this 3132-nucleotide messenger RNA. RefSeq lists its product as uncharacterized. The record is from RefSeq and is a predicted model, not a curated record. Lineage: Eukaryota; Metazoa; Mollusca; Bivalvia; Venerida; Veneridae. The transcript has 14 exons. The annotation marks the transcript as partial. Gene Ontology annotation, molecular function: protein binding.